Homo sapiens (human) is the source of this 2418-nucleotide messenger RNA. It is a transcript of the gene CXXC1, whose product is annotated as CXXC finger protein 1. The record is from RefSeq and is a predicted model, not a curated record. The transcript has 16 exons. Gene Ontology annotation, cellular component: Set1C/COMPASS complex; nuclear matrix; nuclear lumen. The coding region runs from base 190 to 2172 and encodes 660 amino acids. Lineage: Eukaryota; Metazoa; Chordata; Mammalia; Primates; Hominidae. Gene Ontology annotation, biological process: chromatin organization. Gene Ontology annotation, molecular function: zinc ion binding; unmethylated CpG binding; DNA binding.
AGUUGUGGGCGCCUUUGCAACCGCCUGGGACGCCGCCGAGUGGUCUGUGCAGGUUCGCGGGUCGCUGGCGGGGGUCGUGAGGGAGUGCGCCGGGAGCGGAGAUAUGGGGUCUGUGGUGAGCCAUAACCGGAGUCUGUGGACUGAACGGCGGGAGUCUAUGGGCAGAAUGAUGAACCAUCUGGGAGUUCUAUGGAGGGAGAUGGUUCAGACCCAGAGCCUCCAGAUGCCGGGGAGGACAGCAAGUCCGAGAAUGGGGAGAAUGCGCCCAUCUACUGCAUCUGCCGCAAACCGGACAUCAACUGCUUCAUGAUCGGGUGUGACAACUGCAAUGAGUGGUUCCAUGGGGACUGCAUCCGGAUCACUGAGAAGAUGGCCAAGGCCAUCCGGGAGUGGUACUGUCGGGAGUGCAGAGAGAAAGACCCCAAGCUAGAGAUUCGCUAUCGGCACAAGAAGUCACGGGAGCGGGAUGGCAAUGAGCGGGACAGCAGUGAGCCCCGGGAUGAGGGUGGAGGGCGCAAGAGGCCUGUCCCUGAUCCAGACCUGCAGCGCCGGGCAGGGUCAGGGACAGGGGUUGGGGCCAUGCUUGCUCGGGGCUCUGCUUCGCCCCACAAAUCCUCUCCGCAGCCCUUGGUGGCCACACCCAGCCAGCAUCACCAGCAGCAGCAGCAGCAGAUCAAACGGUCAGCCCGCAUGUGUGGUGAGUGUGAGGCAUGUCGGCGCACUGAGGACUGUGGUCACUGUGAUUUCUGUCGGGACAUGAAGAAGUUCGGGGGCCCCAACAAGAUCCGGCAGAAGUGCCGGCUGCGCCAGUGCCAGCUGCGGGCCCGGGAAUCGUACAAGUACUUCCCUUCCUCGCUCUCACCAGUGACGCCCUCAGAGUCCCUGCCAAGGCCCCGCCGGCCACUGCCCACCCAACAGCAGCCACAGCCAUCACAGAAGUUAGGGCGCAUCCGUGAAGAUGAGGGGGCAGUGGCGUCAUCAACAGUCAAGGAGCCUCCUGAGGCUACAGCCACACCUGAGCCACUCUCAGAUGAGGACCUACCUCUGGAUCCUGACCUGUAUCAGGACUUCUGUGCAGGGGCCUUUGAUGACCAUGGCCUGCCCUGGAUGAGCGACACAGAAGAGUCCCCAUUCCUGGACCCCGCGCUGCGGAAGAGGGCAGUGAAAGUGAAGCAUGUGAAGCGUCGGGAGAAGAAGUCUGAGAAGAAGGUGAUGGAGAGGAAGGAGGAGCGAUACAAGCGGCAUCGGCAGAAGCAGAAGCACAAGGAUAAAUGGAAACACCCAGAGAGGGCUGAUGCCAAGGACCCUGCGUCACUGCCCCAGUGCCUGGGGCCCGGCUGUGUGCGCCCCGCCCAGCCCAGCUCCAAGUAUUGCUCAGAUGACUGUGGCAUGAAGCUGGCAGCCAACCGCAUCUACGAGAUCCUCCCCCAGCGCAUCCAGCAGUGGCAGCAGAGCCCUUGCAUUGCUGAAGAGCACGGCAAGAAGCUGCUCGAACGCAUUCGCCGAGAGCAGCAGAGUGCCCGCACUCGCCUUCAGGAAAUGGAACGCCGAUUCCAUGAGCUUGAGGCCAUCAUUCUACGUGCCAAGCAGCAGGCUGUGCGCGAGGAUGAGGAGAGCAACGAGGGUGACAGUGAUGACACAGACCUGCAGAUCUUCUGUGUUUCCUGUGGGCACCCCAUCAACCCACGUGUUGCCUUGCGCCACAUGGAGCGCUGCUACGCCAAGUAUGAGAGCCAGACGUCCUUUGGGUCCAUGUACCCCACACGCAUUGAAGGGGCCACACGACUCUUCUGUGAUGUGUAUAAUCCUCAGAGCAAAACAUACUGUAAGCGGCUCCAGGUGCUGUGCCCCGAGCACUCACGGGACCCCAAAGUGCCAGCUGACGAGGUAUGCGGGUGCCCCCUUGUACGUGAUGUCUUUGAGCUCACGGGUGACUUCUGCCGCCUGCCCAAGCGCCAGUGCAAUCGCCAUUACUGCUGGGAGAAGCUGCGGCGUGCGGAAGUGGACUUGGAGCGCGUGCGUGUGUGGUACAAGCUGGACGAGCUGUUUGAGCAGGAGCGCAAUGUGCGCACAGCCAUGACAAACCGCGCGGGAUUGCUGGCCCUGAUGCUGCACCAGACGAUCCAGCACGAUCCCCUCACUACCGACCUGCGCUCCAGUGCCGACCGCUGAGCCUCCUGGCCCGGACCCCUUACACCCUGCAUUCCAGAUGGGGGAGCCGCCCGGUGCCCGUGUGUCCGUUCCUCCACUCAUCUGUUUCUCCGGUUCUCCCUGUGCCCAUCCACCGGUUGACCGCCCAUCUGCCUUUAUCAGAGGGACUGUCCCCGUCGACAUGUUCAGUGCCUGGUGGGGCUGCGGAGUCCACUCAUCCUUGCCUCCUCUCCCUGGGUUUUGUUAAUAAAAUUUUGAAGAAACCAA